Myxocyprinus asiaticus (Chinese sucker) is the source of this 1500-nucleotide messenger RNA. It is a transcript of the gene uqcrfs1, whose product is annotated as cytochrome b-c1 complex subunit Rieske, mitochondrial. Bases 73 to 894 code for a protein of 273 amino acids. The transcript has 2 exons. Gene Ontology annotation, molecular function: 2 iron, 2 sulfur cluster binding; quinol-cytochrome-c reductase activity. Gene Ontology annotation, biological process: mitochondrial electron transport, ubiquinol to cytochrome c. The record is from RefSeq and is a predicted model, not a curated record. NCBI's taxonomy places the organism in Eukaryota, Metazoa, Chordata, Actinopteri, Cypriniformes, Catostomidae. Gene Ontology annotation, cellular component: membrane.
GAGGCGCGCAUGCGCCAUAGGCGCCGGUAGAUCAACUUGGGAAGGUCGAUAGCAACCCGUUAGCCGACAAACAUGAUGUCCCUUGCCGCCCGUUCGGGGGCAUUUUCCCCGUACCUCCAAGCUACAAAUCAUGCCGUGGCAGGUCCACUGAAGGCUCUGAUACCGGGCGUCGUCAUGAAGAGCGAUAAACUCUUGAUGGACACGAAAAAACCGUUCCUGUGCCGCGAGUCCUUGUCCGGUCAGAGCGCUAAGACCGGGCUCGCCGUGUCCGUCAGCAUCAAUGCUCGCUCUGGAGUUCGUUUCGCCCACACAGACAUCAAGGUCCCUGAUUUCUCUGACUACCGUCGGCCUGAAGUUUUGGACCCUAAGAAGUCCUCACAAGAGAGCAGUGAGGGCCGGCGGGCCUUCUCUUAUCUGAUCACAGGUUCCACAGCUGUGAUUGGAGUCUAUACUGCCAAGACAGUCGUCACACAAUUUAUCUCCUCCAUGAGCGCCUCAGCUGACGUGCUGGCUUUGUCUAAGAUUGAAGUCAAGCUAUCAGACAUCCCUGAAGGUAAGAACAUGACCUUCAAAUGGAGAGGGAAGCCCCUGUUUGUCCGCCACCGAACGGAAAAGGAGAUCGCAACUGAGGCUGACGUUAAUCUCGCUGAGCUUCGGGACCCCCAGCAUGACAAAGACCGCGUUUUGAACCCGUCCUGGGUUAUCGUCAUCGGUGUGUGCACCCACCUGGGCUGCGUGCCCAUCGCUAACGCUGGUGACUAUGGUGGCUAUUACUGCCCCUGCCACGGCUCUCAUUACGAUGCAUCUGGUCGUAUUAGAAAAGGUCCCGCUCCACUCAAUCUGGAGGUCCCCUACUACGAGUUUUCAGACGAUGACACAGUGAUUGUAGGAUAAAGGAAAGGACUGUACAAAUAUCUAUGAUCAACACUGAAUCUCUUCUUUCCUGGUCUGUUUUUGUCCAUCAUGUUUCAGACACAAAUGAUGUACUCAGUGGUUAACAAAGGUUAAUUGUAAGUAAUAAAUGUGUAUUUUAUCUGAUAGAAAGCCUCAUUGUUAUUUAUUCAGUCUCAACAUAUAAAUCAAUGUCUGCUUGACAGAAAUGCAUGGGAUGAUUUUUUUUUUUAUGCAAUGUAGGUAAUCCACAUAAGGUGCAAAUUAAAUAUCUACUUUGCUAUAGAAACUAACUGUUAAUAAAAGUGAUCAAAACAAAGCCUUGGGAAUUUUUGAACGGUAGAAAGUCAUGUAAGUAAUGGUCGCAGGUUGUAUUUCAUUUGUAACACAAAACUUACAAUUAAUUUAGCAUAGCUCCAGCAAUUACACAAUGUUAAGGGUGACCGAUUGCUGUGAAAUUUACUUUUUUCUCAAGUAGUGGUAAAUGUAUCUAUUGUUUGAUUAUGGCUACGUUUCAUUGGAACCUGAUUAAGGACAGUGAAUGUAAAAUAUAUGGACGUGUUAAAAUAAGAUAACAUGCUGUAUUCUUAAUAAACUGUGUAAACAGAG